AUGACAGGUGCUGUUUUUGUGGAUCUGCGGAAGGCAUCUGACACCGUCGACCAUACGACUUUGCUUGGUAAGCUAUCCGCUAUUGGGGUCAUAGGUCAUGAGCAAAACUGAUUUGACGACUAUCUGACAGGUCGUUCCCAAGUUGUUGGUCUUAAUGAUGUCCUAUCAGACAGUGAACCUGUGAUAGUUGGGGUACCACAGGGAUCAAUCCUGGGCCCCUUAUUGUUUAUACUACACGUGAACGAUUUACCUGAUUAAAUUUGCAAUUGCAGCAUUUUGAUGUAUGCGGAUGAUACUGUAUUAUUCUGCUCCGGCUCGGAUGUCUCCACGAUCGAAAAAAGACUUAAUGAUGAACUUAACUUAAUAUGGGACUGGUUGCGUGAUAAUAGUUUAUUUGUCAAUGUCAAAAAAACUGAGUCAAUGUUAUUUGGAACUGCUGCUAGAUUGAAAAACGUAGAUCGUUUCCAAAUUCAGAUUCACGGGCACACCAUUCACCGCGUUUUUGAAUUUAAAUACCUAGGUAUUAUACUUGAUGAGCAUAUUAGUUGGAAUGCUCAUGUGAAAUAUGUUCUUGGGAAAGCAGGAAAAAGGAUCGGGAUGCUGGGAUGUAUUAGGAAGAAUGUAACUGUGCAUUGUGCGAAUACAAUAUAUGUAUCAUUCAUCCGCCCAGUUUUGGAUUACUGCGAUUCAGUGUAUAACUGUUGUGGCGAAGUGAACACCAACUCUCUCGAAAAGCUUCAAAGACAAGCGGCGCGGGUAGUUUGUAAAUCGAAAGACAGUGACAGUGCGAUGGCCUCUCUGAAGUGGGGAACUCUUUUAAGCAGAUGUGAGCAUCACACUUUUAAUGUAGUUAAUAAAUGUAUUAGUGGCAAUUGCCCACAAUGUUUUAAAAAUUACUUUAAUUUUAAUAAGAAUAUAUCUCAACAUGCAACCAGACAAAGUGAACAUCUUCACUUGCCUAGAGUUAGAACAGAAUCUGCAAAACGAAGUUUCUACUAUAAUGGCUGUAAAUAUAUAUAAUAAACUUAAACAGUGCCAAUGACUUUCUAAUAUAGUAUAGAAUUUUUAGCUUUAAACUUUUAGCUCAUAUUGAACUUGAAUUUAUAUUAUAAAACUCUUACAUUUAUAAAUUAUUGAACAUAUGUAUUAUUUUUACUUGUAUAUCAGAGCUCCUAUUGAUAGCAGUGACUUUUUGUUGCUGACAGGACUACUCUGUUUAAGGUUACAUUAUGUGAUGAAACUCUGAUUUUGUCCAAAUUUUUUUUUAUAUAUUCAUAUUAAGUAAUGAUAUAUCUCUCAAUUCCAGCAACUUUUUUAAGAAAAUGUUAAAAAGCGACCGAGAUAUAGGGGGAACUGCUAUGACCACUGAAUAGCUUCGCGCGAAACUUGUAAUUAUGAUUGAACUUUGCUGGCGUCAAAUAUCAAGGUGUGAAAUUCACUAAAGUAUAAGCCGUUUGUUAUUUCUCGGAGUCAUAUAUCAUUGCGACAACAUUAGAAAGCUUAUGAUAUAGUAUUUACAGAAUCUCUCAAUGUUCAAACUAUGCGCGAUGUCGGCUUCGGUGACUUUUCUACUGUGUUUGCGUUUUGUAGCUAUAAAGCUAUAAAGAUAAAUGUGAUAAACACCUUGCCGAAAAAUAUUAAAGUUUGGUUGUUUGUGAUUGGUUAACCGCACGAGGUCACAAGUGGAUUAAUAUUGGGGGCGGAGAGAAUGACAGAAAGAGUGUAAACCUGGUCAAAUCUUAAAUCCUCGUUUGAAGAGAAAGCAAAAUUACCCAGAGGAUCUUGUUAUAGCUGACCGUCUUCAACACUUUUCCAACUGGCACAAGGCCAAGAAAGCUGUUGCAGUCUGUUUGCGUUUUAAAGAAAAACUCAUUGCAAAAGUCCAUGAAAAAACUGCUUGCGAAGGUGAUCACAUAAGAAAUCAUUCAAAAGAAAACGAAGCUUCACACAGCCCAUACACACCCAGCAAAGGAGUCGAGGUGGAAGAUCUUCUGAAUGCGGAGAAAGAGAUCGUGAAGAAUGUCGAAGAACAAGCUUUCAAGAGUGAGUUGACAAUUCUUCAAUCUAUGAAAGAAGACGCCUUUAUCCCCAACAAGCGCAGUAAGAAAUUAAAGAAGGCAAGUACUUUAUCGCGCCUGGAUCCAUUCAUCGACUGUGAUGGGAUUAUGCGAGUGGGUGGUUGA
Paramuricea clavata is the source of this 2183-nucleotide messenger RNA. Lineage: Eukaryota; Metazoa; Cnidaria; Anthozoa; Malacalcyonacea; Plexauridae. The record is from the annotation of a GenBank genome assembly.